UAUUUGGGAUUAAUCAGAUUCUGGUUAAAUAAAUGGUGGCAGGUAUGUGCUUACUCCCAUUUAACAGAAGUCUAAAUGUUAAUGUGACUUUUGAGCAUUGCCACACCCUUGAGGGUGUUCACACUUGUGCAACCUCAUCAUUUCAAUUUAUUGUCAAUUACCCUUUUUAAAAUAUUUUUUUUCCCAGGUGAGUUGUACAAGUUAUUUGUUACAUUAAUGGUGGAGCAAUUUUUGAAAUUAUUUAUCCUGUUCUCAGUUUUGUAUAGCUCAGAAACCUGGCAUUUGACCAGCGGUUUGUUGACUUUUCAUAGCCACCAUAUCAUCAAUGAAUGUGUACUCUGCAAUGGGACAAAUGAAGAGAUGUGUGCAAGCGCAGGGGGAGGCAAUGGUGUCGGGUCAUACGGCAAUCUCUUUAAAGCAUCCAUGGCACACGUUCUCUUUCUGAUCCGGCCUCAACCGUUCCUGGCUCUCCUGGGGAGGAGGAAAAUGUCACUAGACUUUGGGGCGCGCGAGGUGUUUGCGGCGGCGCUGGAGGCUGUGCAGCCGGACAUCGCCAUCCGGCAGAAUUUGGAGCGCCAUGGCAACUCCUUGGUUUGCGGCGGUCGCAAGUUCCCGCUGAAAAACAAUGUGCACAUGGUGGGCUUUGGCAAAGCAGUGCUGGGCAUGGCCACCGAGGUCGAGAGGAUUGUGGGAGACCACUUGGUGGGAGGGGUCAUCAGCGUGCCGCAUGGCAUUCAGCACGCAUUACGGGAGCACGGCAAACACCACCUGCUUUUAAAGGAAAGCAGUUUCAUCCAAGUCAUGGAGGGCGCUCAACACAACCUGCCCGACGCCGACUCCCAGAAGGCAGCAGAAUGUAUCGCUCGGCUAGCAAGCGCAUUGACAGAGAAAGACCUGCUUCUCGUGCUGAUUUCAGGUGGGGGCUCGGCGUUGCUACCCGCACCCAUCCCGCCAAUAACCCUACAAGAGAAACUGGACGUCACCCGCAAACUGGCGGCCGGCGGCGCCACCAUUCAGGAGCUUAACACGGUCAGACGCGCCUUGUCCGUGUUAAAGGGCGGAGGACUUGCACAGUGCGCUCACCCGGCUCAGGUGGUGGCGCUGAUACUGUCGGACGUGAUCGGCGAUCCACUGGACCUGAUAGCGAGCGGCCCCACAGUGCAGAGUCCAGUGUGUCGUGAAGAGGUGCUGGUGGUCCUCGAGCGCUACGGGUUGCUGGACUCUGCACCUCCUUCUGUGAAGGACGUGUUGGGGAAACUUCGUCCGGGAGAAGAAGUUGAAAUGAACAAGGCGGGGCACGUUCUCAAUACCGUAAUUGGUUCCAACAGCAUUGCUCUCCAGCACGCGGGCCGCCGGGCGCUCGAGCUUGGUUUCUGUCCAAUUGUGCUAUCACCAGGAGUGUGCGGUGACGUGAGGUCAGUGUCUCGUCUUUACGGUCUCCUGGCCCGCUUUGCCUUAUCUCAUGGGGAAACUCCGUCUGAGCUUGGCAAAGAGGUGCUGAAGCUGGGGCCGGAGGUGGGCGUGGAAAGUGGGGAGCUUCAUCUCGUCAUGCAGAGUUUGGAGCAGGCCCGUUCACAGGGACGGGGCGCCGUGUGCGUGCUGGCGGGGGGUGAGCCCACCGUGGAGCUGACGGGUAAUGGCCGUGGGGGUCGCAACCAGGAGCUGGCUAUGAGAGUGGGACUGGAGCUGAGAGGCUUGCAGCUCUCUCUGGACAGUCCCGUCUUCCUGAGCGGUGGAACCGAUGGCCAGGAUGGGCCCACCGAGGCGGCUGGGGCUGUCACCGAUGCGAGGUUGUAUGAAGACGCCCAAAAACAGAAACUGGACAUGAGCAGUUUCCUUAAAAACAAUGAUUCUUUUACUUUUUUUACACAUCUUUCUGGUGGACGUAACUUACUUGUACCAGGCUUAACCUGCACCAAUGUCAUGGAUGUGCACAUCCUGCUAAUUCCACAAAUUGCCAAAUAGGACAGAGAGUAUACUGGAGCUGAAUCCACUACACAGAACAGUUUCUAUUUGUGGGGGUUCGGGAUCAUGGGCCCACCCGUGCCCCCCACAAAUGUUUCUAGUUCCCUGUAUUAAUCGUUUAAACCCAAAAUACACCACAAACAAUAUUCCUAAAACACUUAACCCUAACACUUUCAAACUCAUCUUAUGACAUUAACCCUAAAAAUAAAUAGCUGACAUAUGAUUUUAUUAAAAAAAAAAAAAAGUCAGCGGAGUUGUUUGCAACCUAUUAAAAAAAAAAAAAAAAAAAUUACAGUGGUGCCUAAAAAUAUGAGUGACUCGACUUACGAGCUGUCGUUCAACCAUUGUCUUUGCAUUUGAUUUGCAAGAGCAGACUUUAAGAUGCGAGCGCUGUAUGGUGGUAGUGAACUCAACUCACUCUACAAUAAGCAGCACUUACUGUUUUUUUGCCACUCUCAGUUAAAGCUUACUGUCAAAAUAAACACGAAACAAAGACAAUUCCACCUUGUGUAUGUAAAACAGCCAAACAACUGCCUAAAGAAAGGCGCUGCGAGCUUAAUGCUAAUGCUAAUUAGCAUCUAGGUUGCAGUGCUUUAACCCUUCAAGCAACAGAUUGACGGUUUACCAAAAACGUAGACAGACAAUAUAACAGUACUCACAAUCAUAUAUUAUUUGUCCUCUACAUAUUAGUAGGGCUAAUAUUAGUGCCUUUCUGAUGAGCUCAGAGAGGAGUUAGACAUUAUGAGUCCCACUGAGUCCAAGGCAGAACAUGCUCCAUUGCAAAAUGAUUGACUUCUGUGAAGAAGCAAGGACUACCUAGAACUCAGUGGGAGUCAUGAUAAUGCGUCAAUAAACAGUAUACAGUAUGUCUGUUUUAUAUGUCCACAGGUUGCCAGGUGGUUUAAUUAUAUAAUUACUGUAUGUUUUUAUGAAGUACAAUAUUUAUGGAGUGCUAUUUUUCCUCAUUAAAAUGUACAUUACAACA
Molecule: messenger RNA, 2950 nt
Organism: Phyllopteryx taeniolatus (common seadragon)
Lineage: Eukaryota; Metazoa; Chordata; Actinopteri; Syngnathiformes; Syngnathidae
Gene: glyctk
Product: glycerate kinase
Exons: 6
Coding region: 217-1965 (582 amino acids)
Biological process (GO): protein phosphorylation
Cellular component (GO): cytoplasm
Molecular function (GO): glycerate kinase activity
Source: RefSeq, a predicted model, not a curated record